AAGAAGCAAAGGAACCUUUGACCAGUGAGAGGAACAUUUUAUUGUGCGGACCGACAUGGCAGCGCUCCGGAGGUGGGCGGGUUGCCUCAAUUUCUUAAGGAGUUCUUCUCGUGUCCUGUUCAGCAGCAGGAAACCUGCAGUCCACAAACUGGGAAAAUGGACAAAUAUUCUGUACACCAGUAUAGCAUCUCUAACCGUGGGCGGUGGGCUCUGUGCUGUCCCUUUCACACAGGUGGAUAAUCUUUCUCAUGAUUCUCUUAUCAGACGAGCAGCCUCUCUGGUUACAGGCAGUUCGAGCACUUUUCUCUCUCAGACCACCUUAGCACUCAUAGAUGCCAUCACAGAGUAUUCAAAGGCUGUGCACACACUCGUUGCUCUCCAAAGACGCUAUGUAGCCUCCCUGGGAAAACUGACUGCAGCAGAGGAGGAUUCCAUCUGGCAAGUGAUCAUUGGCCAGCGAGCGGAGGUUAGUGACAGACAAGAUGAAUGCAGGCGUUUCGAGUCAACCUGGGUCAACGCCGUCAAGUUGUGUGAAACAGCAGCUGAGGCUGCGUACACGUCAGGAGCUGAGCAGGCGUCCAUCACAGUGCAGACAAACAUUCAGGUGGCCCAAUCCCAGGUGGAAGAAGCACGGAAACUCUCACAAGACGCAGAUAAGAAGUUGGCUGAGACUAAAGUGAUGGAGGUUGAACGGAUGUCUCAACACGCUGCCUCCUUAGAGAGUAAUAAUGAUGAGGAAGACAUGCCUGAGGCAUAUCUCCGAGAGGACUGAAACAAAUACCCAGAGGUAUCAGAAGAUAGGGGAAAGCCUAAAAAUUGUUUAUAUGCCUUCAAAGUAACAUGGCUUUCGCCGACCACUACCACAACAACCAUGACAUCUGAGUACGUUUCUAUCACCUCUACAAUGUCUGCAACAUACUACAUGUCUCAUUCUUAGAUUGUGUUCAAAUGUAUAUGUUCACAUCAAAUAAUGCAGACACAUCUCUUUAUUUCAGCACUUUGUUUGGUUUUGAUGUUUUGAAAUGAAUGGUAAUCAACUUUCUGCAGCAUAGAAGACUGUGUUGUAUGUGUAUUGUGUUUUGACUUGACCAGCAUCAGACUCAAUUGUGUUUAUGUUUUAUCAAAAUUGAUUAUAAUAAAGGAAAGGUAUUGAUCGAAUGCA
This is a messenger RNA of Thunnus maccoyii (southern bluefin tuna), 1162 nucleotides long. Its product is annotated as diablo homolog, mitochondrial-like. Gene Ontology annotation, cellular component: mitochondrion. The transcript has 6 exons. Lineage: Eukaryota; Metazoa; Chordata; Actinopteri; Scombriformes; Scombridae. The coding region runs from base 56 to 772 and encodes 238 amino acids. The record is from RefSeq and is a predicted model, not a curated record. Gene Ontology annotation, biological process: intrinsic apoptotic signaling pathway in response to oxidative stress; neuron apoptotic process.